Molecule: messenger RNA, 2729 nt
Organism: Helicoverpa armigera (cotton bollworm)
Lineage: Eukaryota; Metazoa; Arthropoda; Insecta; Lepidoptera; Noctuidae
Gene: Flo1
Product: flotillin-1
Exons: 11
Coding region: 146-1477 (443 amino acids)
Biological process (GO): protein localization to plasma membrane; protein kinase C signaling; positive regulation of cell junction assembly
Cellular component (GO): plasma membrane; cytoplasmic vesicle; flotillin complex
Source: RefSeq, a predicted model, not a curated record
CGUCGCCCUGUCGCCCACCCAUCCAUUUCCGUAUGAAGCCGAUUUGUGUUUUGACAUUAUUAUUCAAUAUUCUAUGGUUUUAUGUAGUUAAUUGAUUUACUAAGUUUAUUUUGUUAAAAGUUAGUUUUCUUUCAAGCCAAUCAACAUGACUUGGGGUUUCGUAACAUGCGGGCCUAACGAGGCGCUUGUUGUCUCCGGAUGCUGUUACUCAAAGCCGCUGCUGGUACCGGGCGGUCGAGCGUUCGUUUGGCCAGCCAUUCAGAAUGUGCAACGUAUUUCCUUGAACACAAUGACCUUGCAAGUGGAGUCGCCUACCGUUUAUACCAGCCAAGGAGUACCGAUAUCCGUUACCGGUAUAGCACAGGUGAAGAUUCAAGGUCAAAACGCCGAGAUGCUGCUCUCUGCGUGCGAGCAGUUCCUUGGCAAGAGUGAACAGGAGAUACAGCAUAUAGCCCUGGUGACCCUUGAAGGUCACCAGCGUGCUAUUAUGGGCUCCAUGACCGUUGAAGAGAUAUACAAGGACAGAAAGAUAUUCUCUAAGAAGGUGUUCGAGGUGGCUUCUAGCGAUCUCAUCAACAUGGGGAUUACCGUCGUGUCGUACACACUAAAAGACAUCAGAGAUGAAGAGGGUUACCUGAAAGCUCUCGGUAUGGCUCGCACGGCGGAGGUGAAACGAGACGCACGUAUAGGCGAGGCAGAGGCCCAAGCCGAGGCAAAGAUAAAAGAGGCGAUGGCCGAAGAACAACGAAUGGCCGCCAGGUUCCUCAACGACACUGAAAUUGCGAAGGCCCAACGAGAUUUCGAAUUGAAAAAAGCCGCUUAUGAUGUUGAAGUACAAACGAAGAAGGCUGAAGCUGAAAUGGCUUACGAACUACAAGCGGCGAAAACUAAGCAACGCAUCAAGGAAGAACAAAUGCAGAUUUCUGUUGUCGAGCGUACUCAAGAAAUCGCCGUACAGAAAUGGGAAGUACAAAGAAGGGAAAAAGAAUUGGAGGCCACAAUACGCAGGCCUGCAGAAGCCGAGAAGUUCAGACUAGAGAAGUUGGCUGAAGCUCAUAAACUAAAAACCGUUCUCGAGGCAGAGGCCGAGGCUGAGGCCGUCAAAGUUCGUGGAGAGGCCGAAGCUUACGCUAUCAAGGCAAAGGCAGUCGCUGAUGCGGAACAGAUGGCUAAGAAGGCAGAGGCAUGGAAGGAGUAUGGAUCAGCUGCUAUGGUCGACAUGAUGCUUGAGACUUUACCUAAGGUCGCUGCCGAAGUCGCGGCACCACUGUCUCAAGCCCGCAAGGUGACGAUGGUGUCUUGCGGCGGUGGUGAAGUAGGCGCAGCCAAACUCACCGGCGAAGUACUCAACAUCGUUCAAUGCAUCCCCGAACUGGUCAAAGGCGUUACAGGAGUCGACAUUUCUAAGGCGGUGGUCGAACCGCCAACAUUACCCACGCCAACUGCCCGCGGCGACUCGGCGAGAAAGCAGCGAUAACCGAACUCUUUCUAGUCAACUUAAUGCUCAUAAAGGGUGUUCGCGCACUUUAAAAGCUGCUUACUACAUAUACCUCCCUACCUGCGUUUAUUUUUAUUGGAAAUGUAACUACAUAUUUAAGAUAGUUAAGCGAUUAAUUUUAUUCGACCUAAGUGCCACUUUUGGAAUAUCCUCCUAAAAGAUACCAAAGCAAAAUUAAUGAAUUCUUACGUCAUUUAACUUUCACUGUGAUUAUGUUUUAUUUUAUCUUCGAGGCGAUUUGAAAUUAAGUAGUACAAGGUGAUAUCAAUAGCAAAUCAAUCAACAUAUACUAUACAGUACUUGAUCGUAUUUUAUUUUAAGCUUAAGAUAAACUUUCUUUCAAGACUGUACAAGAUCACGAACGUUUAUGAAGCUCACAUUUGAGUUAGCAUUUCUCCCAAGAAUUAGGGAGGUUUGCAUUUGUAAUUAUAUUUUUAAAAUUUACAUAAAUAACGGUGUGAUUAAUGAAAUACUAAAUGCCCUCCGAUUUCAACGAAAACUGUUCAGGCUUACUUUUUUUAAAGCAGGAAAGUGAUCGUGCCAGAUUUGUCUGCUAUUGAUAUUUCUUUGUGAAGUAGCAAUAAAUGAUGUAACGCUAUCAGUACCUGUGACAUACUUUACCAGCGUCUACGUCACCUCGACUUGUUAGCUUGUUACGUCUCGUUCGUUUCAAUGGCAGUUUUGCUCAGGUCAAUUUGGUUUGUCAUUCUCGCCACUAUGUUUAUCUAUGCGAUCGGCUGUUCACCGGUGGUCAGAAGCAUUGAAUUGGUCUAGUGACUUGUUUCUAAACCAUCGUCGUUGGCCCGCGUACCCAAAGUAUAAACCAGCCAUACUCAAACUGCAGCCCGUCGGGCCUUUGUGAUUGACCCACCUGGAUCAACCAAGCAUCAAGAGGUGACUACCGAACCCUAACAAGGUUGAGUAUGGCUGGUAUAAACCUUAGAUCUGUACGCAGUAUUUUUAUGAAAUCACUAUAUUGAAGAAAAUAAUUAUCUCAAGUAGGUACGUGACAAUAUAGCACAACUCGCCAGAAUAUAAAAUUAUUUUAAUCCCUUAGUAGGGCAAUUAAUAACAACAAAGUUAUUGGAGUGAGCGUACAUUAAAGAAAUUAACAAUUUAUGACCAAAACGCCUACUUAAUCUCAAGGUAGAAAAUUACAAAUGACUGUUAUACAAAAAUGAUACCUAUAUUUUUUUAAUUAGCUAAACUGUCGUUAGGGUAUAUGAAAAUA